Molecule: messenger RNA, 1164 nt
Organism: Hemisphaericaspora subhashii
Lineage: Eukaryota; Fungi; Ascomycota; Pichiomycetes; Serinales; Debaryomycetaceae
Gene: CEK2
Product: Cek2p
Exons: 1
Coding region: 1-1164 (387 amino acids)
Biological process (GO): intracellular signal transduction; protein phosphorylation
Cellular component (GO): cytoplasm; nucleus
Molecular function (GO): ATP binding; MAP kinase activity
Source: RefSeq, a predicted model, not a curated record
AUGUUAGCUAGUAGGAGUGCUCAAUCUAAGAGCGAGAAACCUAUGGCCCUGGCACAGCUGCGCAAGGUGGUUUUCAACAUUUCCCAGAAUUUGAAGGUAACUAAAAUAUUAGGGGAAGGUGCCUAUGGAAUAGUCGCUCUCGCAACGCAUUUACCAACAGGAAUUGAGGUGGCUAUUAAGAAGAUUAUGCCAUUUGAACGGCCAUUGUUCUGUCUUCGUACACUCAGGGAGAUAAAAUUAUUAACAAAGUUUAACAGCCAUGACAAUAUCAUUAAGCUUUAUGAUGUGCAAAAACCUUUAAAUUACGAAAGCUUCAAUGAAGUUUAUUUAAUUCAAGAAUACAUGCCUAGUGAUUUACACAACAUCAUUGCUACACAAACAUUGAGUGAUCAACAUGUCCAAUACUUCGUUUAUCAAAUUCUUAAAGGACUUAAGAUGAUUCAUAGCGCUGGUGUUAUCCAUCGAGAUUUAAAGCCUUCCAACCUUUUAGUUAACGAACAAUGUGAUCUUAAGAUUUGUGAUUUUGGUUUAGCAAGAUUAAACUCUGCCCUUUAUAAUACGCCUACAUCCCCUCCUCUCAUUUCCCAACUUACUGAAUAUGUUGCUACCAGGUGGUAUCGUGCUCCAGAAAUAAUGCUUAGUGCUUCACAAUAUUCCACUGCAAUUGAUGUGUGGUCGGUUGGUUGCAUUUUAGCAGAAAUGUUAACUUAUAAGCCCUUAUUUCCAGGUAAAGAUUAUAUUCAUCAAUUGAGGUUAAUUUUAGAUAUUUUGGGAUCACCUGGUGAAGAAGACUUAAGAAACAUCAAAUCCAGUAGAGCCAGAACUUUCAUUAAGUCACUUCCACAGAGAGAGCAAAUUAACUUGACAUCUUACAUUACUAAGCAUCCUUAUAGGAUUGCAAAACAUGGGAGAUCACCCCAGGUAAAUCCUCUUGCAGUAGACUUAUUGGAAAAGUUAUUGAUAUUUGAUGCAAAGAAGAGAAUCACAGUUGACCAAGCAUUGGAACACCCUUAUCUUGCUUCAUAUCACGAUCCAAAUGACGAACCUACUACUCUGCCUAUCCCAAUUGAAGAAUUCGAAUUUGAUAUAGAUAAGCAAGAUUUAGAUAUUGGAGAGUUGAAGAUAGAAAUUUAUCAUGAAAUUAUUAAUCAAAAACGCGAUUAA